This is a messenger RNA of Monascus purpureus, 2645 nucleotides long. Lineage: Eukaryota; Fungi; Ascomycota; Eurotiomycetes; Eurotiales; Aspergillaceae. The record is from the annotation of a GenBank genome assembly.
AAUGAUUUCACUUUUCCCAAGUUCUUUUUUUUCCGUUUUUUACCCGUGACAGAAGUGAGAGUCUUCAUGUUCCAGACUCUCGUCCUCGAAGCAUUCCGGUUGUAGGUCCACCCGAAAUAUCUUCGUGGACUUUACAUUCUCUUUCUUGCUUGGCGCACAGCCCAGGAUGUGACGGCAAUCAUGACCGGCAAUCUGGGACGCAGGCUGUACGCCAGCUUCUGGGAAACAGCGAACCCGCUGUUCGUUCGCAGCCUACGAGUGAAUCGCGUCCCUUCUUUGGCUGACGUAGCGGACUCAAAAAGGCUUGUCAAUGAUGUAUUUGUCAAAGGAUAUACGAGAAGGAUGUCCUCUUCGUCAACCGGCAAAACAAGACAGAUCACGAGACGGUUUGCUUCCGGUGGCUUCCUCAUACUCGGCGCUUCUCCAAGUUCGGCAGUAGAAACUGGGACGACAUGCGCAAUGGUACCGGAAAAUAUAAUAUGUCACGCUAGUCAUCAUCACUUCGAUAGAUUACUUUUCCACAAUCUCGCAAGGAGUGCAUGGCGACGGGGUCUACAUACAAUGAACGGCGGUCAGUCGAGGGUAGAAACACCCAAAGAUCCACGGAAACCAGAUGAUGAUAUCGUGUCUUCCCGGAAUUUCAGACAGACAGAGAGCCAUGAUACUCAAGAUUUUAAGAUCAAGAACUCAAUACCGGAUCAGAGUAUAUCGGACUUACCGAAUCGCCACCUGAUCAAUCGAUUGCCGCACAUACCACAGUUGCAUCGUCCGACGAAGGAAGAACUUCUAGCUGCUGCAACCGGGUUUUGGUCGCGUUUGAAAAUACGAUUUAAAUGGUUCUCAAUUCGAAGCGUUCGCCCUUUCAAUCUGGAUGAGAUAGCCGCGCUAUUUUCGUGGGUACUUCUGGGCCACCUUGUCUGGGUCGUAUUGGGAACUACAACAUUCUUUUCCUUGGUGAUUCUUGCGAUUAAUACUGUCUUUGCUCAGGAAACUUUAGCUGGAUGGGUAGGUAAUUACCUUACGAAAUCAUCCGGUGUAAAGGUUGUCUUCGAAUCUGCGAUUGUACCCAAAUGGAAAAAUGGAGUCAUUACGUUCAAAAAUGUUUUCGUCUCAAGGCGACCUGGCCAAGGGGCAGGAAAUGUAAGUAAAGGAUCUUCCAAAACUGCUGCGGCUGCAGCCGCAGCCGCAGCCUUGAGCGAUCAGCCUGCUCGAGAUGCGUCGGGGCAACGAUCAGCUUCCGAUGAGGAGGAAGAUACAAACUAUACUCAAUUUGAUUUGUCGAUUGAUUCGGUGAAUGUUACAUUAUCGUUCACGAAAUGGAUUAACGGGAAGGGGCUACUUCGUGAUGUCGAAGUAAAGGGCAUCCGCGGAGUUGUGGACCGUCGACAGGUCCGUUGGUUAGAUGAUGACAUAGAUCCCAAAUCCUAUCGCCACGAACAUAACCCUGGAGACUUCGAAAUCGAUUCCUUCAAAAUGCACGAUGUGCUGGUCACCAUUUAUCAACCCGAUGACUUCAGACCGUUCUCUGUUAGCAUAUUCUCGUGCGAUCUUCCCCAGCUGAGGAAGCAGUGGUUAUUCUAUGACUUUCUCUCAGCCAAUAUGGUGUCCGGGUCGGUCGAUAACUCGCUGUUCACUAUUCACCCCCGGCAAACCCACAGUUUUACUGGUGAACAGUUAGUUGAUGGAACUGGGGAGGAUGGAAAGCCGAAUCCUUGGAAGAAACACAGCAGAAUACGCGUCGAUGGUUUAAAUAUUGAUCAUCUGAACCGUGGAGUACAAGGCCCGUUUUCAUGGAUACAUGAGGGAACGGUCGAUAUAGUUGCCGACAUCAUGCUUCCUGCUGACAAUGAUGAAAGCCUUGCGAAAGUGAUGGCUAGUUUCUAUGAUCGGCUGGAAGCGACGGUGACAUCCAACCAGCAGCCGAUGACUCUACCGCAACAGCAGAGUGAGCUGGAGGAGGUUUUAGACGAAGAUAAACGGUUCUUGGUUAUGGAUCUUCGUCUUAAUCUCAAUAAUGUCAGGGCAGCGGUCCCGCUCUUUACCCGGGAUCUUUCCUAUAUGAACAAUGCCCUUAUCCGCCCGAUCGUUGCGUAUAUCAAUUCAAGACGCACUUUUAUACCGAUAAAUUGCCGCCUGGCCAAGCGGGUUAGUGAUUUCAACGGCAGCUGGACAAUCUUUGACAGCGGCUUGAUGGAUGAUCUCUCAGCGGUAACAUACGAUGCAUUUGCACGAGACGUGAUGGACGAGCAAGCGCGCAAACGACGCUUUAAGAAAGUCGGAUUCUGGUCACUGCAGUUGGCUGCGCAGGCCAUUUUCAUGGGAAUGGCGGGGAAUAUAAUAGCAUGACCAUUGUAGUUCUAGAUGGCUUUGGCACUUUGCGGGCUUUUCAUGAUUCUGAUGCGGAAAAGGCGUUGGAGAAAGGGGCGGGUUCGUUCUUCUGUUUUCGACUUUUUCUAUGAAGAGAAAAGGAACUGAAAAGGUAAUGGAUAGGGCAAAGUUUCCUUAUGAAUUUUUUUCUUCUCUUCUACGAAGGGCAUGUACUAUGAAGCUAUUAUUAUUUUAUUAAGCGUAUGGAGUAGUUAUAUAGGUCAGCAGCAUAUAAGCGAAAAUCUUCCUCGCUCCUUAAGAGUUAACGAACCUUUGUG